This is a messenger RNA of Choloepus didactylus (southern two-toed sloth), 1698 nucleotides long. It is a transcript of the gene LETMD1, whose product is annotated as LETM1 domain containing 1. Bases 8 to 1090 code for a protein of 360 amino acids. The transcript is spliced from 9 exons. NCBI's taxonomy places the organism in Eukaryota, Metazoa, Chordata, Mammalia, Pilosa, Megalonychidae. Gene Ontology annotation, molecular function: ribosome binding. The record is from RefSeq and is a predicted model, not a curated record. Gene Ontology annotation, biological process: intracellular monoatomic cation homeostasis. Gene Ontology annotation, cellular component: mitochondrial inner membrane.
UAUUAAGAUGGCGCUCUCCAGGUUGUGCUGGGCUCGGGCUGCUCUGUGGGGCUCAGCGGUCAUCCCUGGGCCUUUUGUCAUCCGGAGGCUGCAACUUGGUCGCUCUGGCCUGGCCUGGGGGGCCCCUCGGUCUUCAAAGCUUCAUCUCUCUCCAAAGGCAGACUCGAAGAGCUUGAUCUCUUAUGUGGUGACCAAGACAAAAGUGAUUAAUGAGAAAUACCAUCGUUUCUUGGGUCGUCAUUUCCCCCGCUUCUAUAUCCUGUACACAAUCUUCAUGAAAGGAUUGCAGAUGUUAUGGGCUGAUGCCAAAAAGGCUAGAAGAAUAAAAACAAAUAUGUGGAAGCACAAUAUAAAGUUUCAUCAACUUUCAUAUCGGGAGAUGGAGCAUUUGAGACAGUUUCGCCGAGACGUCACCAAGUGCCUUUUCCUGGGUUUCAUUUCCAUUCCACCCUUUGCCAACUACCUGGUCUUCUUGCUAAUGUACCUGUUUCCCAGGCAACUACUCAUCCGGCAUUUCUGGACCGCAAAGCAACAAAUUGAUUUCUUAGAUAUUUAUCAUGCUCUCCGAAAGCAGUCUCACCCGGAAAUCCUUAGUAAUUUAGAAAGGGCCAUCCCUCUCAUUUCUGAUACAGGACUCCGGUGGCAUCUAACAGAGCUAUAUACCAAGAUACAGGAUGGUACCCACCCCACAAUAAGUGAUAUCCUGGCUUUGAGAGAGUGUUUCUCCAGCCAUCCUCUGGGCAUGAACCAGCUCCAGUCUUUGCAAAUGAAAGCCUUGAGCCGGGCCAUGCUUCUCACACCUUACCUGCCUCCUUUCUUGUUGAGACACCGUUUGAAGACUCAUACCACCAUGAUUUACCAGCUGGACAAAGCUUUGGCAAAGCUGGGCAUUGGCCAGUUGACUGCUCAGGAAGUGAAAUCGGCUUGUUACCUCCGUGGUCUGAGUUCUACCCAUAUUGCUGAAGACAGGUGUCGAACUUGGCUGGGAGAAUGGUUGCAGAUUUCCUGCAGCCUCAAAGAAGCCGAACUGUCCCUUUUGCUGCACAACGUGGUCCUGCUUUCCAUCAACUACAUUGGGACAAGGCACUGAAUGAACCAUGAAGUGGAUGGCUUUGUCCUGCAGUGUCAUAGUAUAGCAGCGUGGGACCAAACAGCACUUGUGAGCUGUCUACACAGACCGCACUGCACUGUUACAUGUGUGAGAGGCAGAGGAGUGAGUGCUGCAGGCCUCCCAGUGUGGUACGUGUGUGGGAGCUGCAGGCAUUCCCCUCACAGCUAAAGUGAAAGAGACCCUCUUACCAGGGUGGCCCGUGUGAGGUGUCAUCUCACUUCCCUCCCAGUUAGCUGGAGCUGGCAGCCUGCGUACUGGGCUUUUACUGUGUGUAAAGUUCAAGUCCUAGGACAUGAGCUUUUUCCCCAUGUGGGAAUCCUUAUUUGGUCUAGAACCCGUCCACUGCCAUAUUCUUUUCAGCUGUAUCUUUUUGUUAAUGACAAUUUCUGGCAGGUGAGGGGAACAGUAUUACUGAAACUGGAGCACUUACAGCCAUCCCAUCCAUGUACUUUGUUGCUCCCCUCAGUCCUUUCUGAUAUGACCAAAAAUAGGGAAUUUUUUUGUCCCCUUCACUGGCAUGACCUAACCACUUCCUUUUCAAAUGUGUUGAACACUGUGGUUAACCUUGACUUUUUUUUUUUUUUUUU